Ananas comosus (pineapple) is the source of this 1495-nucleotide messenger RNA. Its product is annotated as cell cycle checkpoint control protein RAD9B. The record is from RefSeq and is a predicted model, not a curated record. The transcript has 9 exons. NCBI's taxonomy places the organism in Eukaryota, Viridiplantae, Streptophyta, Magnoliopsida, Poales, Bromeliaceae. Gene Ontology annotation, cellular component: checkpoint clamp complex. The coding region runs from base 1 to 1287 and encodes 428 amino acids. Gene Ontology annotation, biological process: mitotic intra-S DNA damage checkpoint signaling; DNA replication checkpoint signaling; DNA repair.
AUGCUAAGAGCUCUCUUCUCCCUGGUGCUCCCAAUCAUCAUCACCAAGCUUCUUAUUGCAGCUAUGCUUAAUCUGGAGCUCCACGCCCUCAACUCCUCCCGCUCCGCGUACCAAACCAUCUCCUUCGCCGCCGAGUUCUUCGACCACUUCUCCCUCCUCUCCUCCUCCUCUCCUUCUUCGUCUCCUCUCCAAUGCGGCGUCCUCCUCAAAUCCGUGUGCUCCAUCCUCCGCACCCCCGCGGCCUCGCUCCACCGCCUCGUCGCCCGCCUCCCCGCCCCCGACGCCCCCAAGCUCCAGUGGACCCUCCACUGCCUCAACGGUGUGAAGAAGACCUAUUGGAUCAGUUGCCAGGUAGAGCCGGACAUACAACAACUUUCCCUCGACCGCCAGCGGUUCCCCAGUAGCCUUGUGGUGAGGCCAAGGGACCUCUCACGGCUGCUUGCUAACUUCCAGUCCUCCCUUCAGGAGAUAACCAUUAUCGCGACGGAACCGUUGGUCGGGCCGUCGGAUGCAGGGGGAGAGAUCGGAGGGAAGGCUGUCGAGCUGAGGAGUUAUAUAGAUCCUGCUAAAGAUAGCAGUGAUGCAGCGCUGCAUACACAGCUUUGGAUAGAUCCAGCAGAGGAGUUUUUACAGUAUAACCAUGUCGGCGAUCCGGUGGAUGUCACUUUUAGUGUGAAGGAACUGAAGGCCUUCCUUACUUUUUGUGAGGGUUGUGAGGUUGACAUUCACCUAUUCUUCGAGAAAGCUGGAGAGCCUAUACUUCUGGCACCAAAAUUCGAAUUGGAUGAUGGGUCUCAUUCGGACUUUGAUGCCACUCUAGUUUUGUCGACUAUGCUCGUAUCACAACUCACUGAUGGGAGCACUAGUGAACGCCCAUCGGCUCCUCCAGCACAUGAGACCGAACAUGCAAGAGCUGCUAAUGUAUCACCAGCUCCUCAGAAUACUUCUGAAAAUACUAAGAUCUGGUCAGAGCUUUCAGGUAGCGCCGCCAGAAGUGACAGAGAAAACAGAGAAAAGCAGGCCGAGAUGGAGCGAAAUCCGAGUACUAGCGGUCGGGAUGGCAUGCGAAUGCAUAACACGGUUAAUGCUCCUGGCAAACUGCCAGCACAAGAGGAUGCGCCUAAUAUACGGCAGCCUAUUGAGAGAGAUCAUAUGGAUGAACCACAAGAAGUCAAUGCUAACCCUAACUCUCAGCACCACCCUAGUAAUUGGGUAGGUGCCGAUGAUGACGACGAUGAGGAAGAAGAAGAAUUAUAUGUACAGUCGACGCCUCAUUAUUUUGACUGAACGAUAGCAUCGGUGCCGUUUAGUACUCAACUGUUAAGAAAGGUGUGCUUUACUGUCGCAAAUAGUUUGCAAGCUUGUUUUAUUUGUAUAUGUUUGCCGAACCCUGUAAUUGUAAUAACCUGCUGUUGAACCUAAAUUGUGUUUUCGAACUGAUCUGCAUAUCUUUUAAGUUGAAUCGAGGCUUGAGAAUUCGUGUUUUUACAGCUAA